UUAUAUAUUCUUCCUGAGCGUUUUGUUAUACACCCGUCUACGUCGUAUCGUAUAGUAGCAGUUGAGUGUAGUAGCAGUAUUCACAAUCGGGUGAUGGUUUAGUUGCUUUCUUCAGGAUCCUUCACUGACUGUCUCUGUUACUCUUUCACUGCGUAGUUAAAGUUUAGAGCGAACCAUAAACCGUAUUAUUAUUUACCAGAGAGACGAACGAGAGUAGAGACGCGCAUUCUCUGGGCAUUAAGUUUGUUACAGCUGAGCGAUGGCCUUGCGGCUUCGCAGUAGCAAAGAUGUCAAGAAAAGCUCAUACUAUGUAUGGUAUUUGGGAGCGAGGGAGGCCAAAGGCGUGGAUGCUAUGCCAGGUGCCAUAGCAUAUCUUCUCGAGCGUGAAAGACUCCAAGAACCUUUCAAGGUCACACUGCAGGUCAGCAGCAAAGGCCUCAAAAUCAUUCAGACAGUACAUCCAGGUAUGUCGUCGAGGUCUGCUGUGAAACAUCUUGUGCCAGGUCACGCUGUUCUUGCAGCUGUACAACGGGAGGACGUUGUUGCUGCUACUCUUCUUCUUCCCAAUCCAGCUACUAACAAUCCUGUUCACGUUCACGCCUAUAGAUGUGAUUCUGUCGAAACAGCAGAACUUCUAGGCGGACAAUUAAAAGCCCUUGCUUCAAAUUCCGACAAUUCUACAAAACUAAAUGGAUUUGACAAUAGAAUGCGAAUUAACAUAGGAAGUGAUGGUCGUAGUACAAGAGAAUCUGAGUCAUCUGAAGGCAGCGGAGAACACCGGCAUAUUCCUGUUCAGACGGCAACUAUUUAUGAGUCACUGGCCGCUGAAUUAAGAGCUAAAUUAGGUAGAGGUAAUUCAGGUGACAAUGACGUAGGACCAAUAUUAUUACCACCCCGGGACUACGACACAGUACACAGACACCGUGGAAAUCUCGCGGGUAUCGAAUUCCGACGUUGUCUCAAUCAAACGAUCGUGGGUGGUAACACGGCGAUCGAUAGAGGCGGAACACGGAGUGCUGCCAGCAGUGGUAUCGGCUCGGACAGUGCAGCUACUCCGCCUCCAUAUCAACCACAUCAUCCUCUGGGUCCACGACCUUCCAGGCCCUCCCGAGAUACUUCUUCUGAUGAAGACUGGGGUGGAGCUAAUGAGGACACCGAGUAUCUGGCAGAUCAAAACUCAAACGUAGCUCUACCGCGAGUAAACCGGAGUCCGGAGAGAUCAAUCGGACUUACCCGCGCGUUAUCGCCAAACAGCUCAAAUAGAAUCCGACGAGCGCCUGAAUUGAGACAACGAUCUCCGAGCCCUCAGUAUCAGCCCAAAGUAGAUCCCAUCGAGGUUACCAGCCCUCGGGAAAGAUUUCAGGACGCCAAGGAGAUGUUCAAGGCCAUGGAACGAGAGAAUAACGCAAGGCCAGCGGUCGCCAGGCCCAGAGAAUCCAGCGAGAAUCGCGGAAAGCACAAAUUGGAGCAAUCGCGUCAACUCCACGAAGAGCGAACCCGACAUGUAAUGUCAAGCCCAUCUCAAUCAGCCCCUGUUCAUCAUGACCACUUAGUAAGGCGCAGUCAUCCGAACUUGGACCGCGAAAAGGACCGCGACCGCAACGACUACAGGAACAAGCCACGAACAAGAGUACAAAACUAUUCAUCUGUCGACCAUCUAGCGGAAAUAGAGCUGUCUUCGUCUCGACCAAGACCCAGAAGUUUUUACGACAACUCCUCCAGCGGUAGAGUCGACCAGAAAGACAUUCGACAUGUCAUCGAUCGAGAGAGAGAAUCUCGAGAGCGACACUCACGUGAUUUGAUGCGUGAAAAGGCAAGAAUAAGACCGAUGGCUUAUCAGGACAUUCCAAAACAUGACAGAUAUCUAGAUAGAGAAAACUCGAGACAGAGUUUUGAAAUUUUACCGACGCCUGGCAGAUACCGUCACAGUUACGCCGAGCCACCUAGACUUGGCCUUGCAGCACUUGAUCCUUAUUAACUAGAAAAAAUAAAAUAAUAAUUAAUACAACACUUUAUAUAUAGAUAUAGAUGUAUUUAUAUUUAUAUAUACCUUGUUGAUUAAUAGAUUAAUGAAAUAUUUAAUUAACUGGUAUAUCGUUGACCGUUGAUGCAUCGUUAUCAUUAUCUUAUUCCAGUGCCUGUCAUAUACAUACAUUAAUGAUAUUGGCUGUACGGUGUACGCUUCCAUCAGUGAUCUUUUUUCUCUUUCCUCUUCGCCAACGAGUUAAUAUUUUUAUUAUUAAAAACUUGCGAGGCAUGCGGGCGUUUAAAUGACCUGUCGCCAACCAAGACGUUGUUAAAUCGUGUUAUUAAUUAUUUUACUCUGUAUUUUGUUGUUGUUUUUUUACAUAGGCCGCUCGAUUAACCUCGGCUCUAUAUUAGAUCAAGUUAAAAUAUAAUUAAGUAAAUAAAGUUAUAGUAUAAACUUUUAUAAAUAAUUUAUAUUUAAUUUGUACUUGGCAUUGCGGAGAGGAAAGAUAAUGAGAGAGAUCUAUAUCCAGCCUCGCUGGACAGCCGCACUUUUUUUUCAACAAAAGUGUUUCGUAUCAUUUAAAACCGGCAUCUUGGAUUUAUAUGUUGUGUUGUACUUUUAUUAAUAAUAAUAAUAAUAAUUAUUAUGGUUGGUAUUAUUAUUAUUAUUAUUAUUAUUAUUAUUAUGAUACUUAAUCUCUGUACGUAAUGUUAUAUUUUUUAAUUGUUGUACUGUACUGAGAGAAAUCUCACUAAUGACAAUAAUCAUAAUAAUUUAGUCGUAAGUUAUAAGUAAUAAAUAAUAAUAAUUAUACGAUAACAAUAAUAAUUUUUAUUGUAAUAAAUAAUGAGCGAACUCAGUACUAAAAUUAUUAUUAAGUUGUUUUAAUUAAUAAUUAUUUGAAUUGACCUCAGUAAUGAUGAUCGGAGCCUCGAGAGACCUCUGACUGCCGGUUGUAUUAUGGAACCGGUCCAUUCUCUGUACUGAGUAUUAUUUCUGUACAGUUUAUUGGCUGUUAUCUU
Messenger RNA from Cotesia glomerata, 2994 nucleotides. RefSeq lists its product as uncharacterized. The record is from RefSeq and is a predicted model, not a curated record. The transcript has 8 exons. NCBI's taxonomy places the organism in Eukaryota, Metazoa, Arthropoda, Insecta, Hymenoptera, Braconidae. Bases 260 to 1978 code for a protein of 572 amino acids.